GCGGACGAGACGAGAGUUAAGAGCCAAAAUAUCGACAUCGCGGGAGAUUUAAACCAAGAUGGCGGUCAAUGAAGAGUUUUGGCAGACUUUGGAUAAUUUUAGAGCAACUAUUCUUUACUCCGGCGACCUUGAAGCGCCAGCCACGGUACCCACACGAAGCCAGGACCACAGCAGGGAAGUGGUGAAAAGGUGCGAGGGGAUCAUGGAAGGAGUUGUAGCAAGUCUGGCCAGAGGAGAGCCGCCCGUGUUGAGAGUGCCACGCCCGCAGAGAUCCCUCACACCUGCGUCAUCAUCAACAGCAUCAGGAGGUGGAGAGAGUCUUGUAAGCCUUGGGUCCACACAAAGCUGUAGAAAAGUGAGCCUUCUCCUCCACCUCCUCAGUCAGGUGUACAGACUUGUGGGUACUGACAGCUACGCCACUCGAAGGGAUGCAUUUUAUGAGUUCGUGUGGCUGUACAAGACUCAGAGUACCUUGGACAGAGCGGCAGAGGACCUGACAAGACUGCUGGGGGUGCCUCGUAGGGCGCUUCACCUCACAGCCACUGGGAAGGGCCUGGUUGCUGGCUGCCUCAGGUACACAACACACGAUGGUACCCUUGUUGAUGCCUCGCAAGCUAGCAAUGGUGUGGGGGUGCCGGAGUGCGUAGCGGGCCUGACAGACAUACAGACAGACAGUCGCUACGUGUUGGUGGUGGAGAAAGACGCUACCUUUCAGAAACUCCUGGAGACGCAUUUCCUUCGCUCCUUCGGUCCUGCCAUCUUAGUCACGGGCAAAGGGUACCCGGACCUGAAUACAAGACAGUUGGUGUUCAGGCUGAGGCGGGACCUGCAGCUGCCAGUUCUCGCUCUUACUGACGCUGAUCCUUAUGGUCUUCACAUCGCUGCUGUUUAUAAGUUUGGCGCCCUGGCGAGGGAGGAGUCAGGUCUUUCAGUAGGCAGCCUGGCUUGGCUUGGCGUCCUGCCCACUGACCUGCGCUCCCUACAGCUCCCCGCCCACGCCCUGCUGCCUCUCACGCCCAAAGAUCACGGCAAGCUGGCCUCCCUCGCCGCCCACCCCGCCCUUAGUAGACACCCGGCGUGGCUGCGACAGAUUGAAGAGCAAUUUAGAAUCGGAUGCAAGGCUGAAAUACAAGGAUUGACACACGUGGCUCCUGACUACCUGACUAUCACCUACCUGCCAACUAAGCUCAAGAUGGGGGGUGGGUGGCCUGAGGAGGAGGAGGAGGAGGAGGAGGAGGAGGAGGAGGAGGAGGAGGAGGAGGAGGAGUAGACAAAAUUAGUUGUUAUUCUGUCUUCCUUAUUUGUGUUCUGAGUUUAUUUUUUUGUUCCUUGGAAGAUAAACAGGAGGAGGAGGAGGAGGAGGAGGAGGAGGAGGAGGAGGAAGAAGAGGAGGAAGAGGAGGAGGAGGAGGAGGAGGAGACAAAAUGAGUUACUAUUUCGUCUUUUUUAUUUGUUAUUAUUUUGAUUUCUCAUUUUUGUUCCUUGGAAGAUAAACAGGAAGAAGAGGAAGAGGAAGAGAAGAAGAAGGAGGAGGAAAAGAAGAAAAAGAAGACGAUAACGGAAGACAGUGGG
Molecule: messenger RNA, 1572 nt
Organism: Scylla paramamosain (green mud crab)
Lineage: Eukaryota; Metazoa; Arthropoda; Malacostraca; Decapoda; Portunidae
Gene: mei-W68
Product: meiotic recombination protein SPO11-like
Exons: 8
Coding region: 59-1270 (403 amino acids)
Biological process (GO): meiotic DNA double-strand break processing; reciprocal meiotic recombination; DNA topological change
Cellular component (GO): nuclear chromosome
Molecular function (GO): DNA topoisomerase type II (double strand cut, ATP-hydrolyzing) activity; ATP binding; DNA binding
Source: RefSeq, a predicted model, not a curated record